Vitis vinifera (wine grape) is the source of this 1599-nucleotide messenger RNA. RefSeq lists its product as uncharacterized. NCBI's taxonomy places the organism in Eukaryota, Viridiplantae, Streptophyta, Magnoliopsida, Vitales, Vitaceae. The transcript has a single exon. The coding region runs from base 1 to 1599 and encodes 532 amino acids. Gene Ontology annotation, molecular function: protein dimerization activity; RNA polymerase II cis-regulatory region sequence-specific DNA binding; DNA-binding transcription factor activity, RNA polymerase II-specific. Gene Ontology annotation, biological process: positive regulation of transcription by RNA polymerase II. The record is from RefSeq and is a predicted model, not a curated record.
AUGGCGAGAAAGAAGGUUAGACUUGCAUGGAUAGCGAGCGAUAGUGCUAGAAGAGCUUGCUUUCGGAAAAGGAGGGCUGGCUUAUUGAAGAAAGUGAUGGAGUUGUCUACUCUGUGUGGGGUGGAGGCUGCUAUCGUCGUCUUCUGUCCAGACGACGAACCAGCAUUUUGGCCUUCUAAGCCAGCGGUGGAACAGCUAUUCAGGAGGUAUGAGGAGAUUCCUGUUAUGGAGCGAAGCAAGAAGAUGUUGAGUCAAGAGAAUUUCCUGAGGGAGAGGAUAGCCAAGAUUAGCGAACAGACAAGCAAGUGCCUGAAGAGGGUUGUAGAGAUGGAGAUGAAUGACCUCGUAUAUCAGAUUGUUAACGGGAAUCGAAUGUAUGAACUUCCCAUUAGUGACCUGACUAAUGUGAUGCGGUUCUUGGAAGAGAAGAACAGUGAAAUCAGCAAAAGGGCCCAACAUCUUCAUGAGUUUCCUCCCCUUUCCGGGAAUGGUACUCCAUCAUCAUCGUCUCUUCCUCCUGCCCUUAUCUCUGCUCUGGAAAGGGCAGCCCCAUCUGGAGGCCUUGAUACAGAGGGAAGGGGUGCCAUCGACAAUCCAAGGAGGGAUAAGUGGAUCACUGAUAAGAGUUUGGUUAACAAUAUUGCUGCUAACGGUGGUUGGAACGAGAUUGGGAUGCAGCAAUACAAGGAUAUGCUAGGGUUGCUCCAUGGAAUUUCCAAUAUUCCAAUGCAGCCAAGCAGUGCAAGUAAUAAUAUAGAGUUUUCCCAGGGUAAUACUCAUAUUCCCAUGGCUGGAGAAGAGAUGUGGCUACCAUAUGGAAACAUGGGUGGUUCCGGUACUGGUGGGAUUCCAAUGGAGUCACUUCACGGAAGUACUGAUUUGACAAUCAACCUGAUGGGGCCCCGGUAUGGAUUUAACAUUCGCACAUCAUCUGGUGGAAAUCAGAUGGGGUUACCCCAUAGGAAUGCUGAUCUAGUGGCUGGGAGUGAGAUAGCGUUUCCAUAUGGAACAGGAGGUGGAAACAUCGAUUUUCCCGUGGCUGCCAAUCAGAUGGGGUUGCCGGACAGAUCCAAUGGUAGUUUGAUCACUGGAGUAAAUCACCACGGAAACACUGAUUUUCUCAUGGCUGGGAAUCAGAUGGGGCUGCCAUAUGGAAUCAAUGAUAGUUUCGCUGGUGGAAAUGAAAUGGGGGUGCCUCAUGGGAAUAGUACUGGUAUGACAAUGGUGGGGAGUGAGGCGGGACUUCCAACUGGAAACAUAGGCAGCUCUACCCGCGGACAUCAAAUGGGGGCUGUUGGCCUUAUGCUAGGGAAUGAGAUGGGGCCGCCAUAUGGAAAUUUCGGUGUUGGGGUACCCUAUGGAAACAAUUCUACCGGUGCCAUUGUCGGGAAUGAGAUGGGGCAGCUGCCAUAUGGGGAUGUUGUAGGAGGUGGAAUGGAGCUACUUCAUGCAAAUGUUGGUCCUAGCCGUGCUAGUUACAAUGGAGUGAACAUCAUGGGACUGCCUCGAGGAAAUAUUGCUAAUAGCAGCGGUGGAAAUGAUCGGGGGCAGCUGUAUGAUGUCAAUUACCAGGCAUGGUUUGACAGUUUGGGUGUUUAA